Leopardus geoffroyi (Geoffroy's cat) is the source of this 1924-nucleotide messenger RNA. RefSeq names its product olfactory receptor 6B2-like. Gene Ontology annotation, biological process: G protein-coupled receptor signaling pathway. Gene Ontology annotation, cellular component: membrane. Gene Ontology annotation, molecular function: G protein-coupled receptor activity; olfactory receptor activity. The record is from RefSeq and is a predicted model, not a curated record. NCBI's taxonomy places the organism in Eukaryota, Metazoa, Chordata, Mammalia, Carnivora, Felidae.
AUGAGGGGACAGAACGGCAGCACGGUCAGCACGUUCGUCCUGCUGGGCUUCCCCACGGCCCCUGGGCUGCAGCCUGUGCUGUUCCUCCUUUUCCUGCUCACCUACCUCUUCGUCCUGGCGGAGAACCUGGCCGUCCUGCUCGCCGUCCGGAGCAGCUCCUCCCUGCACAGGCCCAUGUACUACUUCCUGGGCGCCCUGUCCGCCCUGGAGAUCUGCUACGUGUCUGCCAUCGUCCCCAAGAUGCUGGACGGUUUCCUCCUGCAGCGGAAGCGCAUCUCCUUUGUCGGAUGCAUGACCCAGCUCUAUUUCUUCAGCUCCUCGGUGUGCACCGAGUGCGUGCUCCUGGCCUCCAUGGCCUACGACCGCCACGUGGCCAUCUGCCACCCCCUGCGCUACCACGCCAUCGUGACCACGGGGCUCUGCGUCCGGCUGGUGGCCUUCUCCUUCGCGUGCGGCUUCUCCGUCUCCGUGAUCAAGGUGUACUUUAUCUCCAGCGCCACGUUCUGUGGCUCCGACGUCCUGAACCACUUCUUCUGUGACAUCUCCCCCAUCCUCAAACUGGCCUGCACAGACUUCUCGACCGCAGAGCUGGUGGACUUCGUCCUGGCCUUCGUCAUCCUGGUGCUGCCGCUCGUGGCCACCGUGCUGUCGUACGGGCACAUCGCCCUGGCCGUCCUGCAUCCCUCGGCCACUGGCCGCUGGAGGGCCUUCUCCACCUGUGCGUCCCACCUCACCGUGGUCACCAUCUUCUAUACGGCCUUGCUUUUCAUGUACGUCCGGCCCCAGGCCAUUGACUCCCGGAGCUCCAACAAGCUCGUCUCUGCUGUGUACACGGUCCUCACCCCAAUAAUCAACCCCUUGAUCUACUGCCUGAGGAACAAAGAAUUUAAGGCUGCCUUGAAAAAGGUCUUGGGCUAGGUCGAUUUUCACAGUAGGACAAUCAGAUGUCCUAAAGUCUCAUGCACAGUGAUAACAAAAUGCUAUCUCAUGUCGCACUUUAUGCUUUCGACAGUCCAUUUGCAAGUGAAAUUUAGCAAACUGCAGAACCGUGCACAAAUCAUAAAGCUUCAUCUGCUUUCGUUUUCACGAAAGGACAGCAGGCGGUUUGGUAUUUUUGAGCUUUUUAUGAACGCAGUCAUGAAGAUGCCGGUAGGUUCCUUUCAUCCGCUAGGACGCUUGGGUGAAUCCUUUGUGUUUUUGCAUGUAGCAGUGACUCGUGCGGAUCGCCUGUAAUAUCGCCUUGCAUAAACGUAUCACAGCACACCUAUGCAUUGACUGCGUGGACGGUGCUGUAGAUGCUGUCUCUUACGGGCAGUGCCCCUGCGAGCAUUCUGGGUCAUUUCUUCUCAUUAAUAUACAUUCACUCUCCUGGGGUCAUGCUGGGAUCUCACUGUACUUCAGUCUGUCGUUCCCCAGUGACAAACGCAGUGUCCCCGUGAGGUUAGCGGUCGGCUGUCCUGGAGGUGCACCUGCCCAGGUGCCCCUCACCACGUCUUCCCCUAGGCGCGUAUCUACUCGCUGCUUCUUUUCAACGUGCGGGCAUUCUUCCGCGUUCUGGGCACGUGCCUCCGUCGAUGCAUUUAUUGCAAAAAUGUCCUAGUUUCUGGGUUUCUGGGUUUGCCUUUUCCUUCUCUUACGGUGUCUUCCAAUAAGGAGGACCUGCUUUAUUUUCACGUCCAGUUUGUCCGCUUGCUCCCUUUACAGUCAAGUUACUUCCCACUUAAGAAAUGCUUGCCUGUUCCAAGCCAUAAAGAUAUUCCCCUGUUUAAUUCUAGGAGCUUUAUUGUUUAAAUUUUCAUGUUUAGAUUUACAACCCACCUGAAGUGGAUUUUAAUUUAUGGUAUGUGAUACCGGCUAAAGUUCCUGCUUUUCUAUCUGGAUAUCAAAUUGACUCAGCACCUGCCAUUAAAAACAUUUUUUUUAA